CCAGGCCCGGGGCUGCCUCCUCGGGCCGCGCCGGGGCCGCCCCGCACUGCGCAUGAGCGGGAGCCCGGCGAGCCCGUGAGAGGAGCCGCCGCCGCCGCCGCCGUCCAUUCGCUGCGGAGCCGGAGGAGGAGGGGAGAGGCCUGGAGGACACCAACAUGAACAAGUUGAAAUCAUCGCAGAAGGAUAAAGUUCGUCAGUUUAUGAUCUUCACACAAUCUAGUGAGAAAACAGCAGUAAGUUGCCUGUCUCAAAAUGACUGGAAGUUAGAUGUUGCAACAGACAAUUUUUUCCAAAAUCCUGAACUUUAUAUACGAGAGAGUAUAAAAGGAUCAUUGGACAGGAAGAAGUUAGAACAACUAUACAAUAGAUACAAAGAUCCUCAAGAUGAAAAUAAAAUUGGAAUAGAUGGUAUACAGCAGUUCUGUGAUGAUCUGGCACUCGAUCCAGCCAGCAUUAGUGUGUUGAUCAUUGCGUGGAAGUUCAGAGCAGCAACACAGUGUGAGUUCUCCAAACAAGAGUUCAUGGACGGCAUGACAGAAUUAGGAUGUGACAGCAUAGAAAAACUAAAGGCCCAGAUACCCAAGAUGGAACAAGAAUUGAAAGAACCAGGACGAUUUAAGGAUUUUUACCAGUUUACUUUUAAUUUUGCAAAGAAUCCAGGACAAAAAGGAUUAGAUCUAGAAAUGGCCAUUGCCUACUGGAAUUUAGUGCUUAAUGGAAGAUUUAAAUUCUUAGACUUAUGGAAUAAAUUUUUGUUGGAACAUCAUAAACGAUCAAUACCAAAAGAUACUUGGAAUCUUCUUUUAGACUUCAGUACAAUGAUUGCAGAUGACAUGUCUAAUUACGAUGAAGAAGGAGCAUGGCCUGUUCUUAUUGAUGACUUUGUGGAAUUUGCACGCCCUCAAAUUGCUGGGACAAAAAGUACAACAGUGUAGCACUAAAAGAACCUUCUAGAAUGUACAUAGUCUGUACAAUAAAUACAACGGAAAAUUGCACAGUCAAUUUCUGCUGGCUGGACUGAACUGAAGAUCAAUCCUCGUAAUUCAGACUGAGGGUUGAGACAAAACUUUAAGGAUACAUCUUGGACCAUACCAUAUUUCAUUCUUCUAAUGGUGGUUUGGGCUUGUCUUCUAGUCUGGGCCGCUCUAACCAUUUAUAAUUCCAACAUUGUGGAUUUCAUCUUAUUUCUGUGGACCAUCCUAGUUUAUCCUCCCAUAAGUCUUAGAAGCUUUAUGGUGAUUAUUUUGAGGUUUUCCACUCUUGGCAUAAAGCACAAUGCUGUCUUCAUCAGAAAACAGUUUGGCAUAAGAAUUAAACAUGAACAUCACAAACAAUUUAUAAAAACUUCUUAAAUAUAUGCUUUGGGCUAGUUGCAAAGACUAUGCUAAUAGCACUUCCAAUGAGAGUGAUAUAUUUAAGUGUACUGGAUCUGGAAUGGUGUUUUGGUUUGGGGGAAUUUUUUUUUUUUGCGGGAGAAUCACAUGUAUUGUUGACAUGAGUAGAGAAUCUGAUGAAAAAAAUGUCAAAAUAACCAACGUGAAAAUUUUUAGAAUAACUUCAUGUGCCUCCCUGAAAAUUUUACUGUGUUUCAGACCCUUGAUUUCAAAAGGUCCCACAGAACUAGUCUGUAUUUUUCUUACCCUAUGUUUAUAUAUAGUUGUCCUACAGGGAGCUGUUACUUAGAAAAUGUCUGCAUAAUGUUAGAUUCUAUUCCUGUCUGCAUUAUGCACUACAUAAUUGGAUUUCAUUAUGAUUUUGAAAUGCUUAUAUGCCUGUUGAAUAAGUUAAACUAUUUAAUUUGUUUUGAAUGUUUUAGAUUGCUACACAAUACAAUAUUCUAAAUUUAGGCAUGAAGGUUUAUUUUGGGGGCUUUUUUUUAGCACACUAUGGAACACAAAUGAAAUUCUCUUAAUUUAUAAGAAGAUAGUAGGAAUUAAAUUUUGAAAAUGGUCAUGGUGAACCAUGAAGUUCAAUCCUUAUAGGUACUGGUCUUUCAGACAAAUAGUCCAUUUUUGAUGACUUCUUAUUUUGUUGAAAUUGCUUUAAUUGCUAAUCACUGUGGUUGCCAAAUACUUCAGGAGCAGAGAUUUUCAAGCAAGCAUGUACUUGAUACAAAAUACCAAUCUGGCUUCUAUUUUUCGUAAAUUAUUCAGUUUCUUUAUUGUUUUUGUUUCACCCAAAUAGGACAUUUUCACAUCAAAGCAGGAUUCUAUCUUGUAUGUAUUAUUUUCAUUACAAGACCUAUAAACUGCUUUUAUGCUGAAAAUGCUGAUUUCCCUGUUUGCUUCCUGACAUGUGAAGGAGGGUUUAUUGCUUUUUAAAACAUUUCUGUAAGGUAGGUAAAAAAAAAUGUAAAACUUCAAAUAUUGGAUGUGUAUGGGCUUUAACAGGAAUAGAUUUUGCUUGGUGUAUUCAGGCGCUCUUUAAGGUCUACCACUGAAAUUAUCAAAGGAAUGUACUUCAGAUUAGCAGUAUGCUUUAGAUGUGGAAAUGAUUUUAAAAACAAUGACAUAUUAAAAUUACUUUUAUUUACAUGAUUUUGAAAUUGACUAGAAAGGCUUUCCAUAGAUCUCCUAUUAAUAUUCCAAUCAAAAAUUCAAUUCAAGAAUACUGUUCUUCCAAAAGAAAAUUUUGAAAACUUCUAUUCAGGUGACUGGAAUUAGUUAUUUUUUAAAAAAAAAAAGGGAAGAAAGAAGAAUCCUGCUGCUUUUCUUUCAAGUAUUUUCUGAUUUCGUAUUUGUUAAUAUAAAGAGGAACUUCAAUUAUGAAAAAUUUUAAAAUAUGUAUGUACUAUUUUGUUUUCUGUCUUGAAGAUUUUGAGUUACGGUAUUGUUUUCAGAUUAAUUCAAGUAUGCUGUGUUUUGAAAUGAGAUUCCCAUUAACUUUUUCCCCCCAAUAUAAAUUAUUUUUCAUAAAAGUCUGAUAUUGGUUCAUGGCCUAGUGCCUUGGGUUUUACAGACUUUUCCUUUUAAAUGCAAGACCUUUCAACAAAAUAGUAUUUGUCAUCAGUUUGGUACUAAACAUUUAUAAUUACUGUGUAAUUAUAAACAAAAAUACAUAAAUCUUUGAAUAUAAUUAUGUAGUAUAAAAGCUAAGGUUGUUCGCUCUAUGAUAGCAUCUUAGAAUUAAACAAUACUAUUACUAGGGCUGAAAAGUGAAGACUGGUUUAAUGAGGUAUGAUUACUCUGAGGAUAAAUGUCUGGUUACAGGGAAUAUUCUGUACUAAAAAUGCUUACACAAGUGGCCACGUGUGUGUGUGUGUGAAAGCGUGUCUGUGUGUGUGAGAGAGGCUGAAAGAGACACACGCUCACAGGCACACAACUUGAAUUGCUUUAAUACAUUAGUGUUUCAGUCUUCAUUCUGGUGAACUCCCCAUGCUGAUUCUUUGUUUCAAACUGAACCGCAGGUACAGUUUCCUUUUUGCCAAAUGUCAAAACAGGUACACAUUUUAAAAUGUAAUGCUUUUUAAAUAGUAAAGUGUAUAAAAUUAGAAGUGCCCACAUAUAAAAAUACUUGAGAUCAAGAUUAUCUUUAGUGACUAUCAUCUGCAUAUCUCUGUAAGUUCAAUUGUGUUUCUUCCAAUCCCUGUCAUAUUACCAACAGAGGCAAUAAAAACUUCAGUGAAAUUGCCAUGA
Molecule: messenger RNA, 3635 nt
Organism: Phyllostomus hastatus (greater spear-nosed bat)
Lineage: Eukaryota; Metazoa; Chordata; Mammalia; Chiroptera; Phyllostomidae
Gene: DCUN1D1
Product: defective in cullin neddylation 1 domain containing 1
Exons: 7
Coding region: 156-935 (259 amino acids)
Biological process (GO): positive regulation of ubiquitin-protein transferase activity; protein neddylation
Cellular component (GO): ubiquitin ligase complex
Molecular function (GO): ubiquitin-like protein binding; cullin family protein binding; ubiquitin conjugating enzyme binding
Source: RefSeq, a predicted model, not a curated record